Molecule: messenger RNA, 4026 nt
Organism: Thunnus maccoyii (southern bluefin tuna)
Lineage: Eukaryota; Metazoa; Chordata; Actinopteri; Scombriformes; Scombridae
Gene: chst11
Product: carbohydrate (chondroitin 4) sulfotransferase 11
Exons: 4
Coding region: 73-1131 (352 amino acids)
Biological process (GO): proteoglycan biosynthetic process; carbohydrate biosynthetic process
Cellular component (GO): membrane
Molecular function (GO): sulfotransferase activity
Source: RefSeq, a predicted model, not a curated record
AGAGCCUUCCGACAAAACCGGCCCUUCACUCCCCACAAAGCGAGCAGCAGCCUCCAGCCUCUCCGUCCCGCCAUGAAACAGACUCUGAGCGAACUGAUGAGGAUGAGCAGGAUAUGCCGGAUGGUAUUUGCCACUUGUUUGGGAUCCUUUAUUCUGGUCAUCUUUUAUUUCCAAAGUAUGUUCCAUCCAGUCAUGCGGAGGAACCCCUUUGUGGUGGAUGGCUGCUGUAGGAAAGGGUCCCGCAACGCCCUGCAGGAGCUCUACAACCCCACACAGCCGGAGUUGUCAGGAGCAGCUGUCCUCCACCAGACCCGAAGGGAUCAGGUAGUGGAUGCAUGUCGAGUCUACAGUGCGUCCAGCCGUAAGCGGAGAGUCCUUACACCAGGAGACCUCAAACACCUUGUGGUGGAUGAAGAUCAUGAGCUUAUCUACUGCUAUGUCCCCAAGGUGGCCUGUACCAAUUGGAAACGUGUCAUGAUGGUGCUCACAGGCCGAGGCAAAUACAGUGACCCAAUGGAAAUCCCUUCCAAUGAAGCCCAUGUUCCUUCCAACCUUAAGACGCUGAACCAGUACAGCAUUGCCGAGAUCAACCACCGCCUCAAGAACUACCUCAAGUUCCUCUUUGUUCGCGAGCCCUUCGAGAGGCUGGUCUCCGCAUACCGCAACAAGUUCACCCUCAAGUACAACUCAUCCUUCCACAAGCGCUUUGGCACCCGAAUUGUGCGGCGCUACCGCAAGAACGCCACACAGGAUGCCCUGAUCAACGGUGCUGAUGUUAAAUUCAAGGAGUUUGCUGAGUACUUGGUGGAUCCAGCCACGCAGCGCGACGGCCCACUCAACGAGCACUGGCAGACCGUUUACCAGCUUUGCCACCCCUGCCACAUCCACUACGACCUGGUGGGUAAAUAUGAGACGCUGGAGGAGGACGCUAACUACGUAUUGCGGCUGGUGGGUGUCGGCGACUCCUUGCGUUUCCCAAGCUACGCCAAGUCCACCCGCACCACGGAUGCCAUGGCAGCCCAGUUCUUCAGCAAUAUCAGCACUCAGCAGCAGAUCCAACUCUACCAGCUUUACAAGUUGGACUUCCUCAUGUUCAACUACUCUACACCCAGCUACCUCCGGCUGGACUAACGGAGGACAGAGCUGGGACUCUGGGAAUGGCUGCCUUGUUCAAGAAGAGGCAACAAUGAGUGAAGGGUGGAAUUUUUCAAAAGCAAAUUUAAAAAACUGUCUUCGUACCUUGCAGGCGUGGGGUCUGAAUUUGACAUAUAAACAGAUGCUGAAGAAAGGUAAUGUGUGCUUGUCUGGGCAUAAGGGGAAGAAUGUCCAAUCAACUGUGGCUGACACAGAGAGCUAUGAUUGGAUGAAAAUGUUUGUGAACAGACCAAACGCAUGCAAAGACUAAAAUGUGUGGGUGAAGCAGGUCUUCAAGGUUUUAAAAGGGGAACUUAUCCUCAGAGGACGGACUUGAAGAGAGAUCUCCUGAUGAUGUUCCCUACAUGUUUAAACAAACUGCUGACAAAUUAGGCUGCUUCAGAUUCUGCAAAGCAAACAGCGGCCUCGCACGCGCCCUGACCCCAAUGCAUUGUGGGAGCUAAGCUUAUCUCCCCCUUCCCCUGAUCAAUAGAGAAACUCCGUCAAAUUGUAAAACACAUUUCAUGUCCUUCGCUGCUCUGACAGCGCGGUGUGUGAGCACCUGACACCCUUGCCCUCAUUAGAUUCAUACAUUUUAGAGGGAAACCGGCUCAUUGACACCUCAAGGACGCCCCAUAAAAGUUGGCUACUGACUUCACUUUCAAGACCUCCACAACUGUAACUAUGGCUUUCAGCCAACAGUUAUAAGGAAACAAGUUCUGUCACUGGUCUCAGUCAUCAUAUGUUGGCAGAAGGGAUCUCUUGCUUUACACCCCAAGGACCCUGUGAAACCUGAGUCCUGCUGCAGCAGUGACAUAUGGAAGUGCUAAAUAAAUCAUCGCCUGUAACACCAAGCAUCCUUAACACUUUGAGCCACAGGAUGUGGUAAGGAAGGUACAAGAUGCACUCAUGUGAUUGGGCACACCAGCUGUGAGUGACAAGUCUGCCUGAGCUGAAAGAAAAGAGACAGCCUGUGUGGUUGUGAAGGGUUAAAGGCACUGGAUCCCAUAACCCCGCCCUGCUGCGCCCCCACCAUGCCCCACCCAGGGGUUCAGUGGACACACCCAGGGCCACACCCACAAAGCCCCUGCUCCGAUGACCAAACAUGUCUUUCUGUAAACUAAGAUCCUUUUGUCUUCAUGCUUAUUUUUGUUUUUAUUGUCUUAUGAAGCAUUGCUGCGAGCAGCAAUAACAAAAGAUUAUUUAAUAUGCUUUGUUGAUUAAAAUAAGAGAGAUAGAUUUAAUAUUUUGUUUUUCUGGGCUGAUGAACAAUUUAGGACAUUUUAAAAGUUGAACUGUUCUUAAGAGUUCUGUUUUGUCAUGUUGAUUUCUUCCUUCACAACUUGCCUCCGAUACAGCAUUUUCAUUUCUGAAGGACGUACGGUACAUUUCAGCCCAUGGCUUUGUUCUUCUGUGUCUGAGCUCAUCAGAGAUUUAUGGGUUAUCUUCCAUUUCCUGUUGUCAAACAUUUGGUGCCAAAAUGGCUGUGAGAGCCUCAAUGAUCCACGGUCAGUGUUCAGUACACAUCAUUGCUGUUUCACUAACCCAUGGGAAGACUGCACCCCCCCAGCUCCCAACCAGUACAUGAGAACUAGCUGCUGCUCUCAUAUCAACAAUCUACUGCCCACAUCACAGAAUCAGAUACUAUAUCUCAUACUGUAAUGUGAUUAAUGUCAGCUAUGCUAAGCAAUGUCAAGGUUAAUAACUGCACUCUCCAUCACGCUGUGAAUUGGAUUACAGGUUGUUGUGUAAGCAUUAUACAGGAGGGGGAGGGGGGAGGGAGGGACGGAUACAACAUCUGACCUGUCUCUCUCAUCCUGAUGAGCAAGAGAGUCCAUUUGUUUUUUACACCUCUUUGCAAAUUCUCACCCACUCCAGCUUCAAAGUAAAAGAGACAUUUUUGUGAAGAAAGCUGCAUAUCUUUGUUGUUUAACAAAACUCUGGUUUUAAAGAAAAAUUCAGGGGUCUCACAUACCUUUGUCACAAUUGGUUCACCAGAUUCUUUGUAGAGAAAGUGCUAAUGUGUCAGAACUAUAUCAAGCAACUUGAGGUUCUGUCUUGAAGAGGGUCCCUGUCAGAAUCUGGUAUUAAGACCUGCAUUUUCGUGCACACAUGGCUAAAGCAAUACAUUUGCCCUGGGGCACCAGAAUGUUUAGUGUUUGGGGACUAAUUUGUGGUAAUUUAAUUGUAACUUUGUUUAAGAAUAUGUAAAUAUGCACUUCUAAAGCACAAUAGCAACUGACAUGAUUAGGACCUGAAGCUGGGCCAUGCUUUACCUUAUCUUGAGGCUCUGUCAAGUCAAAUUUACUUAUACAGCCCAAUAUCAUUAAUUUGUUUAAGAGGACUUUGCAGUCUACAUAACAGAUAGUAUGACACUAUGUGUCUGCGGACCCUUGAUUCAGAUAAGGAUAAUCUCUACAAAAAUCAAACAUUUUAAUUGUAAAAAAGGAAAAAUCCACAGAGCAACAGACAUAUAAGAGGUGUGGCAUGUUGUAGAAUUACAAUGUGGAGAAACAGAAUUACAAUAUUAAGCGCUAUCAUAUAAUAUAUAAGAAAGUAUUAAGUGUGAUAAGUCUUGAAGAGGGGUCCUGUAUCAGAAUCUAUCAAAUUCAUUAUUUGAUGCACAAUACAUAUUCUGAAAUGUAUUUGUGAUCACUCAAAUUACCGCACAGCAAUCCUGUAAUAUAGUACAUAAAGCACAGAGACAGAGAGGGUUUUAAAGGGGGGUUCACAUUUUUCCUCAGGCCCUACUAGAGGGUAAAUCCAGCCCUGCCACAAGACACAGUUUUAAAAUAUGAAAAGAAGAUCAACUAUUACUGUGGAACAUUAUUACGAUUACAUUCAAACUAAUUAAAACUGUCUAUUGUAAAUGUUAGAGCUGUUUACUGGUUC